AAAAUAAAACUACAAUAAUGGACAAUUAAUAAAAAAACAACAAUAAAAUAUAAUAUAACAGAAAGGAAAAUUUCUAAAAACAAAUUUCAAAAUUAUUAUGUUAUAUUACAAAAGAGAGAACAUAAAAAAAUAAAAAUAAAAUGAAAUAACAGAAAAAACAAAAACAGAAAAGAAACAAAAAAAUAUAACAGAAAAAAAAUACAAAUAUAGAAAAGGCAUAGGCAGGCAAAAAGAAUAACAAUAAAAAUUAAAAGCAGCAAAAAAAAAGUGAAAAAAAAGAGCUUUCACCGCUAUUCAGAAGAAAAGUUCUCAUUAAAAAUUCAAAUUAUUUCAAACCGUCGUCUGUAACGGACGUAUUUCUUUUUAAUCUUCAUUGUUUAUUCUACAACAGAUCGCGUUUCGCAAAAAAUACGAAAGUAAAAAAGUUAUUAAAAAAACAACAACUAGAAUAAUAUAAUAAAAAAAAAUAAAUUAAAUAAUAAUAUUACAAAAAGAAUAUUUUAAUUCUACAUUAGUUGUAUAGAAAUCUGCAUUUAAAAGAAAAAACAAAAGUGUGUUAAAAUAAAAUUAUUAAGAAUAUUUAGGAAGAGUGCUUAUUUUAUAUGUAUAUACACCUUUUUUUAUUUUUGUCUUGGGAUAAAUUAGAAAACGAAUAAAAUAUUAACUAACAGUAAAUUUCUGGAAUAAAAAAAAAUAACAGGGAAAUUCUCUAAAACGAAAAAAAAAUAAUUUUUAAAAAUUGUCCUAGAAAAAGAAAAAGCACAUAAUUAUUCUAAAAAUUCAUGCAUACACAUAUAUGUGAUACAGUAUAUUAUAUGAAUGGUUUAAUUAAUUAAAAACAUUUAAAUAAAUAAAUUAUAAUUACAUAAAUAAAAAAAAUUAUUAAAUAAUGAAAAUGUGAUUAGAAUUUAAUAUUUGAGUGAAUAACGAUUAAAAAAUCUUAUUCAGACAAAAGUAAUUUGAUAGAAAAAUAAAAUAAAUAUUCUGUUCUUUAUUCUUUUUUGUUUUUAAAAAAUGGUAACUUCAUGUAUUAUGGAUACUACAAAUGUUAACAUUAAGGAUACUAAAUCAAAUACAUUUGCAAAUAUUAAUAAUAAUUCUAGAAUAAUACCAAAUAUUCUUACUACUACAUCUACAUCAUCAACGAUUUAUAAUAAUAGUGAUAAUAAUUGUAAUAGUAAUAAUUUAAAUUCAUACAAAUUAUUCCCACAAAAUUUUCAUAAUAAAAAAAAUAAUAAUACUCUUAAUAAUUAUUUUAAAACAAAAACUAAUAUUGAUGAUGUUUUAAGAGAAAAAAUAAUGGUGGCGGAGUUUGUCGCCCGCCAACAUCAUUCUAGUUCCCCUGUUAACGGAGAAACACCAGCUCAAAAUUAUUCUAAUACACCGUUAUCAUUUCAUAACAGUUUGAAAGGAACACCAUUUAUUAAUAGUGGUAAUAGUAAUACUUCAUCAUCAUCACCAACACACAAUACAAAUAACAAUAAAAGUAAUAGUAAUAAUAAUUUAAAUAACAGUGACUCAGGAAUAAUAUCAAAUAUGCGUAUGACACAUUCACCAGCGUUAUCAAUUAAUGGUAACUCAAAUGGAUCAAAUUCAGGACAUGGAUUAUUAUUACCGAGAUCACCUAUGUCUCCUAUGUCACCACAACAUGAUAGCUAUUCACAAAGUAAUUAUGAAAUGAAUCAAUUAAAACGUAAAGAUUUAUUUACGCAACGUAAACAACGGGAAUUUAUACCAGAUAAUAAAAAAGAUGAGAGCUAUUGGGAUAGAAGACGUCGUAAUAAUGAAGCAGCAAAACGUUCACGUGAAAAAAGACGUUUUAAUGAUAUGGUAUUAGAACAACGUGUUGUUGAGUUAACAAAAGAGAAUCAUGUUCUUAAAGCUCAAUUGGAUGCCAUUAGAGAUAAAUUUAAUAUAUGUGGUGAAAAAUUAGUUAGCGUUGACCAAAUAUUAGCAACAUUACCAACAAGUGAACAAGUUUUAAGUAUUACAAAACGUGCUAAAAUAUCAAAUACAGUACCACCAACAAUUAUUUAUCCAUUAUCAUCAAGUCCAAUUUUAACAUCUGUUAUACAACCAUCAUUACAAACAAAUUCUUUAAUAGAUAGUAAUAGUAAUAAUAAUAAUAAUAAUAAUAAUAAUAAUAAUAAUAAUAAUAAUAAUAAUAAUAAUAAUAAUAAUAAUAAUAAUAACAAUAAUAAUAAUAAUAAUAACAAUAAUAAUAAUAUUAAUAAUAAUAAUAAUAAUAAUAAUAAUAGUGGAAGAGAUAGUAACAUUCCAAUUGGUAGCUCGAUAACAGCAACAACAUCAUCUUUAUUAAAUCAUACUACAAAUAUAUUAUCUUCCUCAUCUUCAUCGUCAUCCUCUUCUUCUUCAUCAUCAUCUUUAUCAACAGCUUUACAAAAUCAACCAACAUCAUCUCAACUAAAUUCACCUAUUGGUUAUAUAUCAUCACGUUCUUAUUCAACAAGUACAACAAUAAAUCAAAAGAAUUUAAAUAAUAGUAAUUCAACUUCACCUGGACUACAGCAACAACAACAUUCAAAUCAACCACAUCCACUGCAACAACAUCAAAGUAUACUAUCUUGUGACAGUACUUCUUCAACAAGUUAUUCUCAUCAUCAUAAUAAUAAUAAAAAUAAAGUAAUAUAUCAUCAGCAACAGCAAUUACAAUCAAAUCAUCAUCAUUUUCAUCAUACUAAUUGUAAUCAUCAUGAUGAUAAUAUCUGUCAUCAUAUAUAUAAUAAUAAUAGUAACAACAACAAUAAUAAUGGAAAUCAAAAUAAUUCUAAUUCAUCAUCGAAUAUUAGUGGACGUUUGGAACGUAAUAGUUUUCAUCACCGUCCAAUAUUUGAUCAAAGAAAUGAAAAUUCAAAUAAUAACAGCAUUAACAGCAGUAGUAAUAAUGGCAAUUUAUCUUCUGCUCCAACACCAUCAUCCACAUCGCCAUAUGAUCAUCAUUCUAUAUUUUCACAUACAAAUCAUCAUCAUUUGUCUGGACAUUUACCAUUCUCUGGUAAUAAUACAACAAAUUCUGGUACUAUAAUUAAUCCAAAUAAUAUUUUAUUAUCAAAUGAUCAAAUUGAUAUACCAACUGGAUCAACAUCAUCAAUAUUAAAUCGUGCGAUGUCAUCGCCGAAAUUAAUAAUUAAAAAUAAUUUAAAUAAUGGUACUUUAAUUAGUUGUAAUAAUAACAGCUCUGCAACACCUUCAUUAUCUUCGCCAUCAUCAUCAUCGUCAACUGCAUCAACAAGAGAAAUAAGAAAUAAUGGUAUUAACAAUAAUAAUGGAAAUAUAACAUUAGGAAAUAAUAAUAAUCCGCCACCUUAUAUUGAACAAUAUGGUCUUGAUGAAUUAGCAACAACAACACCACAUUUAUCUUCACACCACAAUAAUAAUAAUAAUCAAAAUCAUCACCAUCAUUAUCAUAUUCAACAUCAUCACGAUAUACAUGAUCGAGAAUACAAUGAUAUAAUGAAACAUACAAUUAAUUUAUCAUCAAAAAUAAUAACACCCGGUACAACAUCAUCAUCAACAGCAGCAGGUACAACAAAUAUUGAUUGUAAUAGCCCAACAUCAUUAAUUAUCGGUUCGUCAUCAUCAUUAUCAUCAUCACCGUCAUCAGUAUCUGGUUCAUCAUCAUCACCAACAUCAGCAUCAGCUGUUGCAGCUGCAGCAGUUGCAUCAGCAGCAGCUGCUGUUGUUGCUGCUGCAUCAAUACAUGGUGUUGUAUUAAAUGGUAAUAAUGUAUUGAAUUUAUCACGUCGUAAUGUUAAUAACAAUGACAUGGGUAAUAACAAUAACAGUUCUAACAUGAAUGAAAUAAAUAAUAAUACAAAUAUUUGUAUCAAUAACCGUGGUAAUAAUAAUAAUAAUAAUAGUAAUAAUAAUAAUAAUAAUAACAAUAAUAAUAAUAAUAAAAAUAAUAAUAAUACUAAUAAUAAUAAUAAUAAUAAUAAUAAUAGUAAUAAUAGUAAUAAUAAUAAUAGUAAUAAUAAUAAUAAUAAUAAUAAUAAUAAUAAUAAUAAUAAUAAUAAUAAUAAUAAUAAUAAUAAUAAUAAUAAUAAUAAUAAUAACGGUGGUUCAACAUCACCAUGUGAUUAUUUAUCACAUUGUAAUGUAUCAUCGAAUACAUCAAAUGAUGACGAUAAUGAAACAUGUGGUGACAAUUUAGUAACAGCUGUUGAUUUACAUAAUAGUUUGCCACUUAAAUUACGUCAUAAAUCUCAUUUGGGUGAUAAGGAUGCAGCAACAGCACUAUUAGCAUUACAGCAUAUUAAACAAGAAUAUUUACCAUCAUCACAAUCAAGUCCACCAUGGGAUAAUGAAGGUUCAAGUGAUGAAAGAGAUUCUGGUAUAUCAAUUGGUACAACUGAAUGGACAUUACAUCAUCAACGCAAAAAUCUAAAUAGUAGUAAUAACAACAACAAUAAUGUGAAUAAUAAUAAUAGUAAUGGACAUAUAAAAAAAUCUUCUGUGAUAAGUGAUAAGGAAGAAAAUAUACAUUUGAAAUCUCAAUUAGCAAGAUUAGAAUCAGAAGUGGCUAAUAUUAAAAGUAUGAUGAUACUUGGUACAACGAAUGUUGUUAAUACAAAUUCACAUUAUAAUAAUUUUUAUUUUUUAUCUAUUGCAGAUGUUUUAAGAGAAAAAAUAAUGGUGGCGGAGUUUGUCGCCCGCCAACAUCAUUCUAGUUCCCCUGUUAACGGAGAAACACCAGCUCAAAAUUAUUCUAAUACACCGUUAUCAUUUCAUAACAGUUUGAAAGGAACACCAUUUAUUAAUAGUGGUAAUAGUAAUACUUCAUCAUCAUCACCAACACACAAUACAAAUAACAAUAAAAGUAAUAGUAAUAAUAAUUUAAAUAACAGUGACUCAGGAAUAAUAUCAAAUAUGCGUAUGACACAUUCACCAGCGUUAUCAAUUAAUGGUAACUCAAAUGGAUCAAAUUCAGGACAUGGAUUAUUAUUACCGAGAUCACCUAUGUCUCCUAUGUCACCACAACAUGAUAGCUAUUCACAAAGUAAUUAUGAAAUGAAUCAAUUAAAACGUAAAGAUUUAUUUACGCAACGUAAACAACGGGAAUUUAUACCAGAUAAUAAAAAAGAUGAGAGCUAUUGGGAUAGAAGACGUCGUAAUAAUGAAGCAGCAAAACGUUCACGUGAAAAAAGACGUUUUAAUGAUAUGGUAUUAGAACAACGUGUUGUUGAGUUAACAAAAGAGAAUCAUGUUCUUAAAGCUCAAUUGGAUGCCAUUAGAGAUAAAUUUAAUAUAUGUGGUGAAAAAUUAGUUAGCGUUGACCAAAUAUUAGCAACAUUACCAACAAGUGAACAAGUUUUAAGUAUUACAAAACGUGCUAAAAUAUCAAAUACAGUACCACCAACAAUUAUUUAUCCAUUAUCAUCAAGUCCAAUUUUAACAUCUGUUAUACAACCAUCAUUACAAACAAAUUCUUUAAUAGAUAGUAAUAGUAAUAAUAAUAAUAAUAAUAAUAAUAAUAAUAAUAAUAAUAAUAAUAAUAAUAAUAAUAAUAAUAAUAAUAAUAAUAAUAAUAACAAUAAUAAUAAUAAUAAUAACAAUAAUAAUAAUAUUAAUAAUAAUAAUAAUAAUAAUAAUAAUAGUGGAAGAGAUAGUAACAUUCCAAUUGGUAGCUCGAUAACAGCAACAACAUCAUCUUUAUUAAAUCAUACUACAAAUAUAUUAUCUUCCUCAUCUUCAUCGUCAUCCUCUUCUUCUUCAUCAUCAUCUUUAUCAACAGCUUUACAAAAUCAACCAACAUCAUCUCAACUAAAUUCACCUAUUGGUUAUAUAUCAUCACGUUCUUAUUCAACAAGUACAACAAUAAAUCAAAAGAAUUUAAAUAAUAGUAAUUCAACUUCACCUGGACUACAGCAACAACAACAUUCAAAUCAACCACAUCCACUGCAACAACAUCAAAGUAUACUAUCUUGUGACAGUACUUCUUCAACAAGUUAUUCUCAUCAUCAUAAUAAUAAUAAAAAUAAAGUAAUAUAUCAUCAGCAACAGCAAUUACAAUCAAAUCAUCAUCAUUUUCAUCAUACUAAUUGUAAUCAUCAUGAUGAUAAUAUCUGUCAUCAUAUAUAUAAUAAUAAUAGUAACAACAACAAUAAUAAUGGAAAUCAAAAUAAUUCUAAUUCAUCAUCGAAUAUUAGUGGACGUUUGGAACGUAAUAGUUUUCAUCACCGUCCAAUAUUUGAUCAAAGAAAUGAAAAUUCAAAUAAUAACAGCAUUAACAGCAGUAGUAAUAAUGGCAAUUUAUCUUCUGCUCCAACACCAUCAUCCACAUCGCCAUAUGAUCAUCAUUCUAUAUUUUCACAUACAAAUCAUCAUCAUUUGUCUGGACAUUUACCAUUCUCUGGUAAUAAUACAACAAAUUCUGGUACUAUAAUUAAUCCAAAUAAUAUUUUAUUAUCAAAUGAUCAAAUUGAUAUACCAACUGGAUCAACAUCAUCAAUAUUAAAUCGUGCGAUGUCAUCGCCGAAAUUAAUAAUUAAAAAUAAUUUAAAUAAUGGUACUUUAAUUAGUUGUAAUAAUAACAGCUCUGCAACACCUUCAUUAUCUUCGCCAUCAUCAUCAUCGUCAACUGCAUCAACAAGAGAAAUAAGAAAUAAUGGUAUUAACAAUAAUAAUGGAAAUAUAACAUUAGGAAAUAAUAAUAAUCCGCCACCUUAUAUUGAACAAUAUGGUCUUGAUGAAUUAGCAACAACAACACCACAUUUAUCUUCACACCACAAUAAUAAUAAUAAUCAAAAUCAUCACCAUCAUUAUCAUAUUCAACAUCAUCACGAUAUACAUGAUCGAGAAUACAAUGAUAUAAUGAAACAUACAAUUAAUUUAUCAUCAAAAAUAAUAACACCCGGUACAACAUCAUCAUCAACAGCAGCAGGUACAACAAAUAUUGAUUGUAAUAGCCCAACAUCAUUAAUUAUCGGUUCGUCAUCAUCAUUAUCAUCAUCACCGUCAUCAGUAUCUGGUUCAUCAUCAUCACCAACAUCAGCAUCAGCUGUUGCAGCUGCAGCAGUUGCAUCAGCAGCAGCUGCUGUUGUUGCUGCUGCAUCAAUACAUGGUGUUGUAUUAAAUGGUAAUAAUGUAUUGAAUUUAUCACGUCGUAAUGUUAAUAACAAUGACAUGGGUAAUAACAAUAACAGUUCUAACAUGAAUGAAAUAAAUAAUAAUACAAAUAUUUGUAUCAAUAACCGUGGUAAUAAUAAUAAUAAUAAUAGUAAUAAUAAUAAUAAUAAUAACAAUAAUAAUAAUAAUAAAAAUAAUAAUAAUACUAAUAAUAAUAAUAAUAAUAAUAGUAAUAAUAGUAAUAAUAAUAAUAGUAAUAAUAAUAAUAAUAAUAAUAAUAAUAAUAAUAAUAAUAAUAAUAAUAACGGUGGUUCAACAUCACCAUGUGAUUAUUUAUCACAUUGUAAUGUAUCAUCGAAUACAUCAAAUGAUGACGAUAAUGAAACAUGUGGUGACAAUUUAGUAACAGCUGUUGAUUUACAUAAUAGUUUGCCACUUAAAUUACGUCAUAAAUCUCAUUUGGGUGAUAAGGAUGCAGCAACAGCACUAUUAGCAUUACAGCAUAUUAAACAAGAAUAUUUACCAUCAUCACAAUCAAGUCCACCAUGGGAUAAUGAAGGUUCAAGUGAUGAAAGAGAUUCUGGUAUAUCAAUUGGUACAACUGAGUGGACAUUACAUCAUCAACGCAAAAAUCUAAAUAGUAGUAAUAACAACAACAAUAAUGUGAAUAAUAAUAAUAGUAAUGGACAUAUAAAAAAAUCUUCUGUGAUAAGUGAUAAGGAAGAAAAUAUACAUUUGAAAUCUCAAUUAGCAAGAUUAGAAUCAGAAGUGGCUAAUAUUAAAAGUAUGAUGAUACUUGGUACAACGAAUGUUGUUAAUACAAAUUCACAGUAAGCACAAUAAAUUAAAAAAAAAAUAUAAAAGUAUUUAAAAAAAAUUUUUUUUAAAUUUUACUAAAUUUGAAUAAAUUUUACUUACACAUUAUUAUUAAUUUUAUUAUUAAUCUAUUUAUACGUAUAUAUAACUAUUUUGUUGUACCUAAAACUAACAUAUUAUAAUUUUUAUUAUGUACUUUGAUUACAAUCAUUAUAAAUACUUUUACCAUAAUAUUUUAUA
Condylostylus longicornis is the source of this 8145-nucleotide messenger RNA. RefSeq lists its product as uncharacterized. Gene Ontology annotation, molecular function: DNA-binding transcription factor activity; DNA binding. The transcript is spliced from 5 exons. Lineage: Eukaryota; Metazoa; Arthropoda; Insecta; Diptera; Dolichopodidae. Gene Ontology annotation, cellular component: nucleus. Gene Ontology annotation, biological process: regulation of DNA-templated transcription; circadian rhythm. The record is from RefSeq and is a predicted model, not a curated record. Bases 1015 to 7923 code for a protein of 2302 amino acids.